This is a messenger RNA of Miscanthus lutarioriparius, 687 nucleotides long. The record is from the annotation of a GenBank genome assembly. NCBI's taxonomy places the organism in Eukaryota, Viridiplantae, Streptophyta, Magnoliopsida, Poales, Poaceae.
AUGGUGACCGUGAGAGAGGAGAUGCGUAAGGGGCCAUGGACAGAGAAGGAGGACAUGCAACUGGUAUGCACGGUCCGCCUGUUUGGUGACCGUCGUUGGGACUUCAUUGCCCAAGUCUCAGGCCUCAACAGGACAGGAAAGAGCUGUUGCCUGCGGUGGGUGAACUACCUUCACCCUGGCCUCAAGCAUGGCCGCAUGUCACCACAAGAAGAACGCCUUAUUAUUGAGCUCCAUGCUCGGUGGGGGAACAGGUGGUCUAGGAUAGCACGGAGGCUGCCAGGGCGCACAGACAACGAGAUCAAGAACUACUGGAGAACACACAUGAGGAAGAAAGCACAGGAGAGGAAGAUGAGCCUGUCAUCACCUUCAUCCUCAUCCUCCUCACUGACAUACCAAGCCUGCCUUCUUGACACCGUUCCAGUCAUUGGGAUGGGCAGUGGUGACACACACAAUGGUAGCUGCGUCACCAGCGCCCUCGAGAACACACAGAGUGCCAUGGAUGGAUAUCCCAUGGAUCAGAUAUGGAAGGAGAUUGAGGCACCGCAGGCACCUACCUUGCUGGGUAUUGCUGAAGGAAAAGAGAAGACAUGCAGCAGUAUCCCCUGUCAUCUACCAUCACCUGCUAUGUGGGAUUACAAAUAUCCUGAGGUAUUCUGGAAGAUGGAAGAUCAAGAAAUCAUGAUGUGA